AUGCUUGAAUUGGUCGUUGGAACUCAAACGAAAUACAGUGUGAUGUGUGUCCUAUAUGUUUUCCUUAUAGGACAUGUUUUUUGUGCCCUAUUCGUGGCAGCAGCCUCAACCACCGAAGAUGAUCUCUACCAGAACACCCCCUACAUCAGGGAACUGCUGCGACAGGCAAAGACUGCCGAGAUUGAGAGCUUUAUGGACCAAGAGGCCGAUCCGUGCACCGAUUUCUAUGCUUUUUCGUGUGGCAACUAUGCUCGCAUCAAUCCAGCUUCAGUCUUGGGUGUGCCCUCUACUGAAAUGUUCAGAACUCUCCAAAAGGGCCUUGAUCGCAAGAUUCUAAAGACGCUCCACCUGGUAGAUGAUACCCAAGACACUCCGGAAGAUAGACAGGUUAAACACUUCUUUGAAUCCUGCCUUCGGAUCAAUGAGCUCAGCUCAUCCUACACCGCAAAGAUGAAGGAACUUAUAGCCGAGUUUGGAACAAUGCCGAUGCUCGAGGGAUCCUCCUGGAAGGAGGAGGACUUCGACUGGCUGGAAACAUCCGCUAACAUUGCCCACCAAUACGGAAUAAGCUCACUCAUUAAUGUGAAAGUAAACAAAGACUUCGCCAAUAACCAAAGGAACCGCAUUUACAUAGAGACGCAAGGAUUUCCGCUUGGUACGCGUUCCAUGUACGUGGACAAUGUCACGGCAAUCUACCGUCAGAAUUAUCGUAUUAACAUCCAGCAUAACCUGCAGCGAUCAUUGGGCGUGGAAGUGAAGCUGGCCAAACAAACGGCUAGGGAGCUGCUCGACUUUGAGGUGGAUCUGGCCCAAGGAAUUUCCACUCCAGGCCAAGAUCCUCAUGAUUUCCCCAAACUACUAACUGUUGCUGAAAUGCAAAAGAAGUAUUCCCCCACCUUGGACAUCGAUCAAUUGAUAUUUAUAAGUUUGGGAGAGAGAGUCUCCGACCGAAUUUAUGAGCUCGACAAACGCUAUCUAGAAACUUUAUUCAAAGUUCUCAAGCGUACGCCCAAGCGCACCAUAGCCAACUAUAUAUUUUUUCGCCUUAUCUGGGAAUUCGUAGAGGCUCCCAUCGAGAAGCCAGAGAAGCAAGAAAAGGUCUGUUUAAAUCUCACCAAAAAAUUCUUCGUCAAGAACCUGGACAACAUGAUCUACCGCCGUUACAAGAACGAGAAAUCCUCCAAAGAAAUCGAGAAUACGUGGCGCCAAUUAAAGUCAACCUUUAUUGAAGUUCUGCGCUCCAGUUCAUCACUGGAUUGGAUCGAGAGGGGCACUCGUAAUCUGGCCAUCGCCAAGUUGGAGGCCAUGACUCUCGAGAUCAACCAUUAUGCCGAUUAUAACUUCACCGAAGAGUUUGCGAGUCUAAAUUUCCAAGGACUCGACCUCGUUGAGAAUGUGCGACAAAUUAGAAGUCUUGGUGCAAAACAAAUGCGAGAGAUGCUCCACAAGCCGGGUAAACCUUUCGACGCGGGCUCCCAGCUGAGUUACAGCCCCACAGCUAUCCUAUUAGAAAACUCAAUCAAGAUUCCGGUUGCCCUGCUGCAACCCUUCUACAUUUGGUCGGAUGCCUACCCCAAUGCGGUUAUGUUCGGCACCUUGGCAUCGCUAAUUGGCCAUGAGUUAAUCCAUGGGUUCGACGACAGCGGAAGAGAGUUUGAUGCCAAAGGAAACUCCAACGAUUGGUGGGACGAGAGGUCCAGUAGCAACUUCCUGACGCGCCGGGAAUGCUUUACGGAGCAGUAUGGAAGGUAUGUGUACGAUGGGAUCCAGCUGAAGGAGUCCACUUCGCAGUCGGAGAACAUAGCGGAUAAUGGAGGAAUGCGGCUGGCCUACACCGCCUACCGGAAGUGGUACGAGUCCCAAAUGGAGAAGGAUCUAGCCAAGGAGACCCUGCCCAACUUGAGGUAUUCCGCCAAGCAGCUGUUCUUCAUUAGCUUUGCUCAGAUCUGGUGCAACGAUGUAGAUCCAAAAAUGAAGGCCCUUCAAGUAUCCAUCGAUCAGCAUAUGCCGGGAAAGUUCCGAAUUAUUGGAUCUUUAUCGAACUUUGAUGAGUUUUCUAAAGAGUUCAACUGCCCAGCCGGAUCCGCCAUGAAUCCCAGCGAGAAGUGCAUAAUCUACUAG
This is a messenger RNA of Drosophila subpulchrella, 2121 nucleotides long. Its product is annotated as endothelin-converting enzyme homolog. Gene Ontology annotation, cellular component: plasma membrane. The record is from RefSeq and is a predicted model, not a curated record. The coding region runs from base 1 to 2121 and encodes 706 amino acids. Gene Ontology annotation, molecular function: metalloendopeptidase activity. The transcript has 2 exons. Gene Ontology annotation, biological process: protein processing. NCBI's taxonomy places the organism in Eukaryota, Metazoa, Arthropoda, Insecta, Diptera, Drosophilidae.